Molecule: messenger RNA, 1637 nt
Organism: Episyrphus balteatus (marmalade hoverfly)
Lineage: Eukaryota; Metazoa; Arthropoda; Insecta; Diptera; Syrphidae
Product: protein nutcracker
Exons: 2
Coding region: 667-1569 (300 amino acids)
Molecular function (GO): protein binding
Source: RefSeq, a predicted model, not a curated record
UUUAAAGUGUUCUGAGUAAAUCCAUAGACUCUCAAACCCAUUUUCAAAAAGCUUUCAAAUUUUGUAAUCCAUUUGCAUGUGUCAUUCGUGUGCUUUCAACAAAAAAAAAAAGCUCAACCGGCCCCAACCGCUUUCUUUCCUUCAUCAAAAUCCAACCAACAAAAAAAAAAGACCAGUCAGCCGCUUGACUGUCAAAAAAUUUAUGAAUUUUGUGAGUCUGUCGCGUUAAUUUUCCCCAUUUUUUGUUUGUAAAUUUAAUUUUAUUAAUUUUUAUAUCUCUUCAUCUUGCCGCCAAUUUGAAUGUAAAUACACAACAAAUGUAUUAAAUUAGUUUUAUCUAAUUUCCCAAAUCUGCGUUUCUGUAGAAAUGAGUCGGAAAAAAUUCAACAAGAUAAAUUUGCAUAUCAGUUUUUAGUUUGUAGAAGAAAAAUCCUACAAAAAAUUCCGAUUCCAAGUUGAAAGUUGAAAUUCCAUUGCGUGAGUCUAUGAGUCGUCGUUGUCCUCGUUUUUUUUUUUUUGUUGUUCAAAAUGCAUUUUUUUAUAUUUUAAUUUCUGUUUAUAAUUAUUUCAAUUUAAUUUGUAACGAGUGAAUAAAAUAUAAAUAAAAAAAGUAGUAGUUUGUGAAAUUUUGUUUCUCUAAAAAAAAGAAGAAAAAAAUCUGUCAAAAUGGAUGCAUCAAACGUGCAAUCGCAAACUGCAGCAACUUCGCCUUCUUCGCCAGGAGCUGGAAAUUAUAAUAUUCCAGGGAAUAGCUCCCCAAAGUUGGAUGAGUCCAAGGAGGACUCAAAGUUCAAAGAACUUGAAGAAGAUGACCACCAAACCAAUACCGACCUUGAUAUGUUAACUAUAGAAGAUUCAACACUCGAAAAAAUUCCAAUUCAUUUGGCGAAUCUUUUGCGCUCAUUCGAUGUUGAAAAAUCAACACCUGCAGACUUGCUGAUUGGCUUAAUUUAUGGUAUUGCCUUAGAAUGUUCCUUUGCUGCAAUUGAUGAAGUUCAUCAAAAACAUACAUCACUUCAAGGAGUUUCGAAGAAUCAAAUUGCAUCUGCUUUUCAUAGUAAACAUGUAAGGUUAUUGUCAAAUAUGCCAUCUGGUGUCUAUGAUGCCAACAAAAUGUCAUAUACCCUACGAUUACAACUCUAUUUAGACCCGACUGAAACUGCCUGUUUAAUGACUGGCGUAGUUACUGGAGAUUUUCUCAUACUAACUCUCACUCCAGACUGUGGAAAUGCUAUUGGGAAAAGUAUUUGUCUAUCAAUUGGUCGAUACGUUCUCAAUGCCAAUGGCAAACCAUUUCCAACUCGAUUAAGAAAGCUACCAGAACUCUCUUAUAAGCUACACGAACAAGUAUUAGUUCCAGUUCGAAAACAAUUGAUACUGGGAGAUGAUAUUGUUAUUCUGUAUCCAAGUCUGGAGGCUUUGCCAGAAGAACUUUAUAUAUAUUUGUUUGGUUAUUUGAAUAGAAAUAAUUUAAAUAAAACUGCAAGUGUUUGUAAAAGACUUUUAAGUACUGUUACACGAUAUCAAAUUUAUCAAAGAAAUAAGAAAAUGAUGAAAAUGAAAUGUUAAAGUUUGAAAUAAAAUACUGAUAUAUGCACUUAUUUGAAUAAAUAUAGAAGAAUAUUUUUGGUACAUGG